UUGCUUCAUCAAGCCCAGACUGAAGUGCGCUCCUUCAGUCCUGCUGAAACUCGGAGCGCACAUCCUGAGAACUAUACGCAAUUUAUUUACCCGUCGCUUAGACUGGACAAAUCUGUUCUACUCACUUCUCGUCUGGGAUAGCAAUCGACCGCAAUUAUGACUACCAUGUUCAGAUACCCCGUGUUUCCAGUACUACCUGUCUCAGAGCGGUGUGUGGGUCAGGUGGAGAUACCAGAGAGACUGCCCCGGGUGCGUAGCAUCAUGGCAGAGCCAGACUACAUGGACGGGGACUGUGAUGAACUCAUCAAGCCCAAAAAACUCAUCAACCCUGUUAAGACCUCCAGGAACCACCAGGACCUGCACCGAGAACUACUGAUGAACCAGAGGAGGGGGUUGGCUCCGCAGAAUAAACCGGAGCUCCAGAAGGUGAUGGAGAAGAGGAAGAGGGACCAGGUGCUGAAGGCCCAGAAAGAGGAACAGGAGGCCCACAAGAAACAAUCCGACCUGGAGAUCGAACUGAUGAAGAGACAGCAGAAACUCGAACAGCUGGAGCUGGAGCAGCAGAAGAAUGAGGAGGAGCAGGAGAACACCCCUGAGUUUGUCAAAAUGAAGAGCAACCUGAGAAGAACCAAGCAAGAGGUGGAUGAACAGGAACGUACCACUUAGAGACCCGCAGGGGUGUCCUGAAAGGAGUCCGCGGCACAUGUCGCCAUGGCGACUGGACUGCAGUUUGUGGGGAUUUCCUUGUGCUCCCUGCCCCUGUGUCCCUGUGAAAAAACAGACUUUAGAUGAAUGGUUCCUUCUGCUGGUUGGCAGAUUUACGCAGUAUUCACUCAAGCCCUGAUGCCAGACACCGACAGCUAGGAGAGGGGUGAACAUGCCCGUGUGUCCACUCUCUCACACACACACGCACACGCUUACACACACACACACACACACACACACACACUUACACACAUCACUGGAGGAUGGGCUUCAGUGGACAUGAUGGGACAAACAAAAACCUUCAUAGACCUUUUUCCCCCCGACAUGGUGUGUCUUCCUUUGUCUUUGGAAAAGCCACUCUAAGCUGUCUUGAAUAAUAGCUUUUAAAAAUGCAAAAAUGGGACACUGGACAGACUCUUGAAGCUGUGUUUGCUAGCCAAAAUUCUUUCUUUUUUAAUUUAUGCCUCCUCCUCCUGAUAGCAGAGGGAGAAAUCUCAGUUUGCUUUCCUACUCCUUUUGUUUGAUGGCAGAGAAUGAUAAAAAAAAAAAAAAAAUCCCCAACAACUUAUUUUGUGAUGCGGAUCAUUAAAGGCCUGAGUGUGUUACACACAGCCUUAUAGCCUUCUGUUUGUUUGUGUGUUUGUUUGUUUGUUUGUUUGUUUGUUUGUAAUAUUGUGCACUCAGCUAUGCCUCUUUUAAGCAAUAUUAGAAUUAGUUUUGUGAGUUUGCUUAUAUAUUUUUGUUGUUUUUUAUGAUUAAAAGGAUUAUAAAUUAACACGUUUUUGGUAAAAUGUGGUAUGGAAGGCUGAAAUGAUGGGGUUUUCUUCAAACCUUUUCUCUCGUGUUGCUCUUUUCCAAAUGGACAUACAGUGCUUUCUGGGAGCAGGUGUGAUGGGAAAAAAGAGUUCUGUGUUAGUUUCAGUAUUCAAAGGGAGCAGACUCUUUGUUGUAUAGACUUGCUAUUAACCAGCUAAUCUGUGUUUUCCCUCAAAAACCCUUUUAAUAAAUAUUAUUUUAU
Messenger RNA from Chanos chanos (milkfish), 1723 nucleotides. RefSeq names its product family with sequence similarity 107 member B (gene fam107b). Lineage: Eukaryota; Metazoa; Chordata; Actinopteri; Gonorynchiformes; Chanidae. Bases 157 to 666 code for a protein of 169 amino acids. The record is from RefSeq and is a predicted model, not a curated record. The transcript is spliced from 4 exons.